GUAAUUUACUGUGUACCGCUCUGUGUGUGUCUUCUUUCGGUAACCUUCGGCGUGCUACCACCGGCGACGAUCGGCGAUGGCCUUUUUCAAGAGCAUUUGGAAAAAUGGCUCCAAGCACAAGAAGUUGUGCGAGGAGCUUGCGCUAGCGAACAGCAUCCGUGAUUUCUCCGAAAACCACGAGGAACCGGACGAUGGUUCGGACGAAGCCAUCAGCUACGGGGUGAAAUACCUGGGCAGUACACCCGUUCCGACACCGCGCUCCGAGAACGCCACAUCCGAAGCGGUCAAGUCCAUCAUCACGGCAGCAAAAGGCAACAAGAAACUACCACGCGUUUCACUGUCCAUCUCACCGAAGGGCAUCGAGAUGACGGACAGCGGUACCGGCGAAAAUCUACUGCAGGUGUCGAUCUAUCAGAUUUCCUACUGCUCCGCGGACGCAAACCACGAUCACGUGUUCGCGUUCGUCGGAUGCACGCUCGGAACUGAGGCGGAAGUGAAGGAGAUGUGUUUCCGGCGGACGGCGGAAGAGAUCAACUUGGAGGGACCACUCGUGUGCCACGCGUUCCUUUGUCAGAAGCGCAAAAUGGCGCAAACCGUCACACUGACUGUGGCCCGUAGCUUCGAGCGGGCGUACCAGAUCUGGCAGAACAAGCAGUUCCACGCAGAACGCAAGCGUAAGGAUCUGGAGCAGCGCAUGGAACUGCAGGCCGGUGGUAGCAGCAGCGAAUUGAAGCGAAAGGCUAUCGAAUCGACCGACUCAACGGUAGAGAAGAGUGUCAAGUCCGAUGGGGGUGAAAAGGGGGUCACCGAGUGUCGCAGUUUGCUGAUUGAUUUCAACUCCGAUCUAACGGAAAUUUGCUCCGACACCCAUCACCAUCGGGAGUUGUUGCAGAACACUUGGGUAUCAUUUGAGGAUGAUCAAACACCACAAGAGUUUCUCGCGGUGCCAAAACUGAAUUCCAACGGCUGGAGCGGGAUGGCCAUUUGCUCAAACUGAGCAGCUGCUCUUGCAACGGAAUAGCAUUAGUGCGUUUCGACUAAGCUUCGCGUUGAUCAAUAGAGCAGCUUCCCGGCAGGGUUUCUUUCCAUUGUGUUUUUAAAGCCAAUCCGUUGACAGGUUAUCACAUGAGCCAUCAUUUUUGCUCCCUUGGACAAUGCGUUGACAUCGUUUUCAAGGGUUUACAGGAUAGCGUAAAAUAAUUCGAUAAGUAUGUGAUAAAAUGUUUUUUUGAUAAAUUUUAAUAAAUCGAUACGAAAAGCAUGAGA
Molecule: messenger RNA, 1266 nt
Organism: Anopheles cruzii
Lineage: Eukaryota; Metazoa; Arthropoda; Insecta; Diptera; Culicidae
Product: low density lipoprotein receptor adapter protein 1-B-like
Exons: 4
Coding region: 77-997 (306 amino acids)
Source: RefSeq, a predicted model, not a curated record